AUGACUCGCCCUCUGGAAGACAUCACUGUCCGCAUCUGGGAUGUCUGGAGAUCAGCUCUGGCCUGGGAGUGGUGGUACAGGGUGCAGAAGUUUUCCUUUAUCUAUUUUUUUUUUUUAACAGAGAAAGCAAAAGAUGAGUCAGGACAGGACAGGCCAUAUAAGAUUUUUUUCAAAGAUCUCUUUCUUUUCAAAGAAAAUGAAAUGGCAGCAAAGAAAAAGGAAAAAUUUAUGAACCGCAGCAUGAAAGUCUACCAAAAGUCUACUUUUUCAUCCCGAAUGAAGAGCCGUUCACACCUGGGCCAAAUAGCAACCUACACAGACACAGCUGGUUCCUCAAUUGACAAAUUUGGGCUAGAUCCCACUCUUAUUCUCAGGUUAGACGGUGCAGAUACAAAAAGGACUGUCCAUGAAUUUAUUAAUGACCAGAGAGACAGGUUUAUGCUUGAGUUUGCUCUGUCAACCAAAAGAAAUACUAUUAAAAAGUACGAAAAACACACAACAAUGAAGGAAAGGCAAUUCAUGAAAGCAGAAAAAAAGCUCCAAGAAGAUGCAAUGGCCUUUGAAGAGUUCCUUCGAGAAAAUGACCAGAGAUCUGCAGACGCUCUUAAAAUUGCAGCGCAAGAAACGAUAAACAAACUUCAAAUGACAGCAGAGCUCAAGAAAGCGAGUAUGGAAAUACAGUCGGUGAAAAGUGAAAUAGCAAAAACAGAAUUCCUCCUUAGAGAGUACAUGAAAUAUGGAUUUUUUCUGCUGAAACUGUCUCCAAAACAAUGGCAAAUACAGCAAGCACUGAAAAAGGUGUCAAAGAAUAAAGAAAAUGUGAAUGUCAGGCUUCCAAGUAUAAUGACAAACUUAAGUGCAAGGAGAAAAGAGGCCAGUAUUGUGGAGUCCAGGACAACAUCAUUUGCAGAAAAUGAAGACUCCUCGCUGGGAAGAGGUAGCCAAGCAAAAUCACGCAAGAAGACCACUCUUACCCUAGAGAAUAAGAAAUCAUCCUUAACAAUGUACAGUACAUACUUGAUUAACUGUCUUAGAAACUAUUCACAUGUAGUUGUAAGGAAAACCACAAAGAGGUCCAGUUUCUCCCAAUGCCAAGCUGAAAGUAUCAGUUCAGAAGACAGUUUGGAAUUCUUUUUAGAUGAUGAUAUGGACUAUGAUCUGGAGCCAGAACUUUAUUUCAAAGAACCAGAAGAAUUACUUCAAGUCCUCACAGAGCUGGAAGAGCAGAAUCUUACUUUGGUCCAAUAUUCCCAAGAUGUAGAUGAAAAUCUUGAAGAUGUAAAUAAAAGAGAAAGACUUAUACAGGAUAAAAUAAAUACCAACAUAGAGUUUCUUUUGGAGCACAAGGAAAUGCUUAAGGCUAACUGUGUAAGAGAAGAGGAAAAAGCAGCAGAACUGGAACUAAGGUCCAGGCUAUUCAGUUUUGGAGAAUUUAAUUCAGAUGCUCAGGAAAAGCUGAUAGACUCUCUUAGUAAAAAAAUUAAUCAAGUGUAUAAAGUCUGCAUUGGAGAUGCUGAGGUCGGCAGCCUCAACCCAGUUCAAAAGCUGGUAAAAGUCGAGUCUCGCCUGGUGGAAUUGAGUGAUCUCAUUGAAUCCAUUCCCAAAGAAAAUGUGGAGGCAAUUGAGAGGAUGAAACAGAAAGAACGACGGCAGAAAUUGCGUGAAGAGAAAAUGAAAGAAAAACAAAAACACCAGGAGGAAAGGCUAAAAGCUGCUCUGGAAAGAGCAGUAGCACAACCAAAGAAAAAGCUGGGAAGACGACUUAUUUAUCGUUCAAAACCUCCAUCUGGUAACAAACAUGAACUACUUUUAGUCAAGGAUACGAAAACAAAAUCACUGGAGGAAGAAUAUUUCUUCACUUGA
Camelus dromedarius (Arabian camel) is the source of this 1863-nucleotide messenger RNA. RefSeq names its product coiled-coil domain containing 38 (gene CCDC38). The record is from RefSeq and is a predicted model, not a curated record. The coding region runs from base 1 to 1863 and encodes 620 amino acids. Gene Ontology annotation, cellular component: centrosome. The transcript has 16 exons. NCBI's taxonomy places the organism in Eukaryota, Metazoa, Chordata, Mammalia, Artiodactyla, Camelidae.